UCUCUCUCUUAAUCUAAGUGUAAAAGGUGGUCGUUGGGUUCAUUACUUCACCGGAAUCUGCUGAGGUUGCCGGAAUGUGGAAAUCACGCGCUCUUUGUUGUGCACUAGCACUGCUUCUUCUUCACUCGGUCCUAGUGCUGGUUUCUGCUCAGAGAUCUAACACCACCGCUUGGAACACGCUCAAUGGAAGUCCUCCAUUGGUAAUAGCACAUGGUGGGUUUGCAGGGAUAUUUCCUGAUUCUAGUGCCAUUUCCUACAAUUUGGCAACAUUAACGAGUCUGCCGAACGUCAUUGCAUGGUGUGAUGUGCAACUAACAAAAGAUGCAGCUGGGAUUUGCCUUCCAAAUAUCAACCUUUCCAAUUCAACUAACAUUGGUUUUUUUUACCCAAAUAAAACUACUAGUUACUUAGUUAAUGGUGUCCCCAUCCGUGGCUAUUUUUCUGUGGAUUACACCCUCAAGGGCUUAAACGUGGUCUCCGUGGUUCAGGGAGUAUACUCUCGAACGAACCUGUUUGACGGAAACAGUUAUCAAAUUCUUACUGUUGAUGAUUUAGUUCAAACAGUAUCCCUACCAGGCUUGUGGUUGAAUAUUCAGCAUGAUGCAUUCUACACGCAACAUAAUUUGAGUAUGAGAAACUUUGUACUUUCUGUUUCUAGAAGAGUAGUUGUUAAUUAUAUCUCAUCACCGGAGGUUGGUUUUCUGAGAGGUAUAGCAGCACGCUUCAACCCAAAAAUAACAAAACUGGUCUUCAGGUUUAUGGGACAGGAUGACAUUGAACCAUCAACCAAUCAGACUUACGGUUCACUCUUAAAGAAUCUUACAUUUAUCAAGACAUUUUCUUCUGGAAUUCUUGUUCCCAAGGGAUACAUAUGGCCUGUAGAUGCAAGUCUUUAUCUACAACCACAUACCUCUUUGGUCUCGGAUGCACAUAAAGUUGGGCUGGAGGUUUUUGCAUCAGAAUUCACGAAUGAUGUUCCUUUUAGCUAUAAUUACAGUUAUGAUCCUCUUGCUGAAUACCUCCAAUUCAUUGACAACGGCGACUUCUCUGUUGAUGGUGUGCUCUCUGAAUUCCCCAUAACUCCAUCUGAAGCUGUAGGUUGCUUUGCUCACCUUGGCACCAAUGCAACGAAAACAGAUAAAACUUUGGUUAUCUCAAAAUAUGGAGCAAGUGGAGAUUAUCCUCCUUGUACCGACUUAGCAUAUAAACAUGCUGUAUUAGAUGGUGUUGAUGUUCUUGACUGUCCUGUUCAAAUAUCAAAGGAUGGAACACCAUUUUGCUUAAACUCCAUUGAUCUUUUAGAGAGUACAACAGUUGCUCAAUCAAGCUUCAGCAAAGAUGCCAUGACUAUCCCUGAGAUCAAGUCUGGCAGUGGCAUAUUUACCUUCAACUUGACGUGGGAUGAUAUAAAAGGCCUGACUCCCUCAAUAUUGAACCCCUAUGCAAAAUUCACAUUGCUCAGGAAUCCAAAAAAUAAGAAUGCUGGGACAUUUUUAACAUUAUCAGAUUUCUUGUCCUUGACAACAAAUCAGACUUCUCUAUCAGGUGUCUUGAUCAUUGUUGAGAAUGCAGCCUAUCUUGCAGGCAAGGAAGGAUUAAGUGUGACUGAUGCAGUCAUUGAUGCUUUGAGCAAAGCAGGUUAUGAUAAACCAGGGGCCCAAAAAGUUUUUAUUCAAUCUACUGAUAGCGCUGUGCUGCUGAAGUUCAAGGAGAAAACCAAAUAUGAGCUUGUCUAUAAGGUUAACGAGACUGUUAGUGAUGUUGAUAAUAAAGCCGUUCAGGAUAUAAAAAGCUUCGCUGGUUCUGUGGUCGUCAACAAGGAGUCAGUAUAUCCUCGUAAUAACGGCUUCCUGAUUGGCUCUACAACGACUUUGUCAAAGCUAAAAGCUGCUAAUCUCUCAGUUUUCGUAGAAACAUUCAGCAAUGAGUUUGUAUCUCAAGCGUGGGAUUUCUUCUCAGAUGCAACUGUGGAGAUCAACACAUAUAUUCAGGCAGUAGAAAUUGAUGGUGUCAUCACAGACUUCCCUAAAACUGCUGAUAGAUACAGAAGGAACAAAUGCUUAAAUUUGGGUAAUAAAACACCCGCUUACAUGGAAUCUGUUAAACCAGGUGGUCUUUUUCCAUUCAUUGCCAAAAACGAGAUUCCUCCAGCUGUGGCUCCAUUCCCACCCUUGACAGAAUCUGAAGUGGCAGAGUCACCUUUGCCUCCGGUUGCUAAAAUAGUCCCAGCUACUGGCCCUGCUGCCGGAAAUGGGUCAGCAGCGUCGCCGCCGCAAGGAAAUGCACAGCCUAAGGUCACUGUCUGCUUCUUCUUGUCCAGUCUGGCAGUGUUUGUGGCUUCUCUUCUUCUGCUUUGAGUGAAGUCAUAUUCCCACUUCCUGCCAUAAACUACACCAAAAAAACAAACAAAAAGAAAGGGUUGCUUUUUGCUGCUUUCAACUCUCUAUUUCCCCAUCUCUUCUAGGAUUAAGUGACAUGCAGCUUUUGGAUUGAGACUACAUGAAUAAUCCAGACUUUGUUGUUUUUUUCUUUUUCUUUUUAUUUUUUAAUUUUUUUGUACUUAAAAAGAGAAAAUUCUUUCCCUUAUUUCUUCUAGCUAUGUAUGUUGAUUCUUAGUUUCCCAAAUCACUUCUGGGGUUUAUACUAUGAGCAC
Molecule: messenger RNA, 2653 nt
Organism: Gastrolobium bilobum
Lineage: Eukaryota; Viridiplantae; Streptophyta; Magnoliopsida; Fabales; Fabaceae
Product: glycerophosphodiester phosphodiesterase GDPDL3-like
Exons: 9
Coding region: 75-2357 (760 amino acids)
Biological process (GO): lipid metabolic process
Molecular function (GO): glycerophosphodiester phosphodiesterase activity
Source: RefSeq, a predicted model, not a curated record